Messenger RNA from Mauremys mutica (yellowpond turtle), 3505 nucleotides. Its product is annotated as kinesin-like protein KIF17. Gene Ontology annotation, molecular function: microtubule binding; ATP binding; microtubule motor activity. Lineage: Eukaryota; Metazoa; Chordata; Testudines; Geoemydidae. Gene Ontology annotation, biological process: microtubule-based movement. The record is from RefSeq and is a predicted model, not a curated record. The transcript has 14 exons. Bases 138 to 2606 code for a protein of 822 amino acids.
UCCAGCCCCUGCCCUUCUGACACUGCCUCCCCACUGGGGCGAGCUGGGAUCGUGCCCCCUGAGCCGGGCUCGCUCCAGCCGUCCCGCGCCGUUGGAAGCGCCUCUGCAGACGGCAAGGUUGUCCGGUGAUUUCGGACAUGGCCUCGGAGGCGGUGAAGGUCAUAGUGCGCUGCCGGCCCAUGAACGAGCGAGAGAAGGCGCUUAGCUGCCAGGCCGUGGUCGGCAUGGACAGCCCCCGGGGCCAGUGCUUUAUCCAGAACCCGGGGGCCACUGACGAGCCCCCGAAGCAGUUCACCUUCGACGGGGCGUACUAUGAGAGCCACAACACUGAACAGAUCUACAAUGAAAUUGCCUACCCGCUGGUAGAGGGUGUUACUGAGGGCUACAAUGGCACCAUUUUUGCCUAUGGCCAGACUGGCAGUGGGAAGUCAUUUACCAUGCAGGGCAUUGUGGACCCUCCUACACAGAAAGGCAUAAUUCCCAGAGCAUUUGAACACGUUUUUGAGAGCGUACAGUGUGCUGAAAACACCAAAUUCUUGGUGAGAGUCUCUUACCUGGAGAUCUACAAUGAAGACAUAAGAGAUUUGCUAGGAGCCCACACCAAGCAAAAGUUGAAGUUGAAGGAGCACCCAGAGAAGGGGGUGUAUGUGAAAGGACUCUCCCUGCACACCGUGCACAGCGUGGCCCAGUGCGAGCGCAUCAUGGAGACGGGUUGGAGAAACCGAGCAGUGGGCUACACCCUGAUGAACAAGGAUUCUUCCCGCUCCCACUCCAUCUUCACCAUCAACAUGGAGAUCUAUGCUGUAGAUGAGAGAGGGCAGGAUCACCUGAGGGCUGCAAAACUCAACCUGGUGGAUCUGGCUGGAAGCGAGAGGCAGUCCAAAACCGGAGCCACAGGGGAGCGUCUCAAAGAAGCCACCAAAAUUAAUCUCUCUCUCUCAGCUCUGGGCAAUGUCAUCUCAGCCCUGGUAGAUGGCAGGUGCAAACACAUCCCCUAUCGAGACUCAAAGCUGACCCGGUUGCUGCAGGACUCCCUUGGAGGAAACACCAAGACCCUCAUGGUGGCCUGCCUGUCUCCUGCUGAUAACAACUACGACGAGAGCCUCAGCACUUUGCGCUACGCCAACCGGGCAAAGAACAUCAAGAACAAGCCCCGUAUCAAUGAGGAUCCCAAAGAUGCUCUGCUGAGGGAGUAUCAGGAGGAGAUCAGGAAGCUGAAGGCCAUUUUGGCUGAACAGAUGAACACAAAUAACUUGUCAGGUCUGUUACCUGCUGAGACUGCUCAGCUGGAAGUGAAGCCAGCUCUCCUACCUGAACCCCAGCCAGAUGUCGAGGCAGAGAAGCAGCUGAUCAGAGAAGAGUAUGAGGCGAAGCUGGCCCGGCUGAAGGCAGACUAUGAAGCCGAGCAAGAGUCCCGCGCCCGACUUGAGGAGGACAUCAAUACCAUGCGGACUUCCUACGACCGCAAGCUGUCCACUCUGGAGGAAAACCUCAGGAAGGAAGCAGAUGCUGUCCUGGGGGUUGAAACUCUCCCUGACCAGGCACCUUUGUCUCCAGGCCCUGUUGUCACCGUUACAGAAACAGAACAGGUGUCCGCCAAGGACACAGCAGAGCCUCAGAUAGCCCAGUACGUCGGGAGUGUGACCAGAGAGAGUCCUGGAGCAGAAGUAGCCAUUGCUGCUGAGGAGCUUCCAGUGGCUGUGGACCAGCAGCAAGUGCUUGCCAGGCUGCACAUGCUGGAACAACAGGUGGUUGGAGGAGAACAGGCCAAAAACAAGGACCUGAAGGAAAAGCACAAACAUCGGAAAAAAUAUGCAGAUGAACGGAAGAAGCAGCUGGUGGCAGCACUGCAGAAAAUUGAUGAGGACAGCAGUGACUGGGUCCUGCUCAAUGUCUAUGACUCUAUCCAAGAGGAGGUGCGAGCCAAGAGCAAGCUGCUGGAGAAGAUGCAGAAGAAGCUGCGAGCUGCUGAGACCGAAAUCAAAGACUUGCAGUCAGAGUUUGAGUUGGAGAAGAUUGAUUAUCUUGCCACCAUCCGCCGACAGGAGCGGGACUGCUUGCUCUUUCAGCAGCUUCUGGAUCAGGUGCAACCCCUCAUACGGCGUGACUGUAACUAUAGCAACCUAGAUAAGAUCAGAUGCGAGUCCAUCUGGGAUGAGGACAGCGGCUGCUGGAAACUCCCAGAGCUUGUCAUUCAAAAAACCAGCCUUCCCGCAGCAGUUCCAUCACUGCCACAGACUAAGCCAGCCAGGAAGAGCGCCUCAGGCGAGAACGGAGAGCUGCUGAUGCAGGAAGAAGACCGCUACAAACUGAUGCUGAACAGGAGUGACAGUGAGAAUAUUGCCAGUAACUAUUUCCGGUCCAAGCGAGCCAGUCAGAUCCUCAGUGCUGAUCCUAUGAAGAGUCUUGCCCAUCAUAACUCCCCUCCUGUGCUGAGCGCACCCCUGAACAACAACACCUCCAGCAUGGCACCAGUCUCUCCUUCACAGACUGUGGAGAUGCCCCAGCCACGUCCUUUCCGCCUUGAGUCGCUUGACUUCACCACACCGUCCUCCAAAACAAAGCGCAAGAAGGGCAAAAACAGCUUCAGCAGUGACCCCUUCUGAGUGAACUGGCCUCAGGUGAAUACGGAUCCUUCUGAUUGUAGUGGCCUUCAUGGACUCCAGUUCCCGUGGCCCCUGAUGGCAGUGUCUGCUCAGAUUGCAGCAACCUACCUUGGCAGUUACCCUCUUAACGAUAUAGAAUUUGGUGGCAGCAAUCCUCUUAUCACAGCGGCUUUUGGAAGGGACAGUUUGACUUUCCUUUGAGUUUAGGGUCAGUGGAGACAAAUGCUGCUUCCAGAGGUUUUGAAGUCUGUAGUGACAACUCCAGGUUCAAGCUGGGGCUGGCACAUUCCUCCGUUACCUGCUUCCCUGCCACGUGUGUGCAGCCAGCACCAUAUAUUUAGUCUUCCAUUCUGGUCACUGCCAUGCCCAGCCAAACCUCUGUACUUGGAGUAAAAUCUUUAGUGAUGUGAGGCAAUUCCUCAAAAAAAAGCCUUAAAAUCACUUCCUGUAUUUCCCAAUGCAAGUUUCCUAGACAGAACUUACUUGUUUCCUUUUGGAUGUCACAGCCACAACUUGAGCUCACGCCCCAUACAGAAUUCGCCUGUCUUAUUCCUCACUGUAAUAAGACAGUGAGAGGUUCUGGCAGCAUCGCUACCAUAUCACAGCCAUUUCUGCUUUCUCUUUUCUUGAGAAAGAGUCUGAAACUGACAUCAUUUAUGAGACACAAACUCAGUUCUCCAAGGAAAUACGGUUUGCAAAUUUAUUCCCUGACUCCUCUAGAUCAGAUCAAAUCGGAAACUGCAGUUCAGUGAGACAGUGGAAAUGAUUGCUCCUGUCCUUGUGUUCAAGAUGUUAGUUUUGUAAACUAUAUGUUGACUGUUUAUAUUUUAGUCAUUUAUCUUAUGUGCAGGACAUCUGGUUAAUGAUCACAAUACAUUGCCUUUUAAUGACAAACUCCG